GUCCGCUGCCAUCGCCUGCCCGCCACCCACUGACCGCCACCCCCUCCCAGUGCACGAUGCUCGCCCGCGCACUGCUGUCCCCGCGCACGUCCCUCCGCGCCCUCGCCGGCUCUGCCCGCGCCCGCUCGUCCUCGGUCUUCGGCGAUGCGUGUCCCCUGGCCCUCACCCCCGCCCAGCUCCGCGGCCUCGCGCCCGGCUCCGUCUCCAUCCUCGACGCGUCCUGGCACAUGCCCAACUCCCCCCGCAGCCCCCGCAGCGAGCACCUCCAGAUGCGCAUCCCCGGCGCCCAGUUCCUCGACCUCGACGACGUCGCCAGCCAGCACCCCCUCGCCCUCAAGCACAUGAUGCCGUCCCCGGACGUGUUCGCCAAGGCCUGCGAGAACUAUGGUAUCACGCCCGAGUCGCACGUCGUCAUCUAUGAUACGCACGGCGUGUUCUCGUCGCCGCGCGCCCUCUACAUGUUCCGCGCCUUCGGCCACCACCGUUCCUCCAUCCUCGACGGCGGCCUCCCCGCCUGGAUCGCCCACGGCUGCCCGACCAACAAGGGUGACCCCGACCCCGUCCAGAAGGUCACCUAUCCUGUCCCCAAGCUCGACGAUCGCGUCGUCAGAAGCUACGAGCAGAUCGUCGCCAACUCCGCGCUCGACCCCUCGCGCGACAACCUCGCCGACAUCGUCCUCGACGCCCGCUCCCAAGACCGUUACUUGGGGACCGCGCCCGAACCGCGCGCCGGCCUCUCCAGCGGGCACAUCCCACACUCGUUCUCCCUCCCCUUCACCUCCCUCCUCAACACCACGCCCAUGCCCUCCCCAGCCCCCCUCACCUCCCUCCCCGUACCCCCCUCCGCGACCGCGCCCGCGCUCUCCGCGCACCCUCCCCAGCUCGGCUCCGAGCCCGCGCGCCAGCCCGAGCCCCAGCCGCCGCAGGGCGACUUCCCGUGGGUGCUCCCGGAGCAGUACGCGACCCUCAAGACGAGCACGCAGAUCCUCAGCGUGCUCGAGGACGCGCUCGGCAAGGAGCGCCUCGAGGCGGUGCUGGAGGGCAGGCAGGGCGUCGUCGCGAGCUGUGGGAGCGGGAUGACCGCAGGCGUGGUCUGGUUGGCGCUGCAGAUGGUCGGUGUGAAGGGCAGCCCUGCGAUCUACGAUGAGAGUUGGACGGGGUACGCGAUGCGCCCCGAGAGCAAGAUCGAGAAGGCGCAGUGAGCGUGCGGAUACCAAGCAUCCGAGACCCCGGUGCUCGCUAGAGAAAAGCCAGCCCAUCGUGGCUGGCUGUCGGCUUAGAUUGCUUGAAAGUUCGGUAAGGUAUUCGUCGCCGCUCGUAUCUACCCCAUGUAAAAUAUUCUGGAAGAUGUAUCAUUCGUGGUCGGUGC
Molecule: messenger RNA, 1369 nt
Organism: Rhodofomes roseus
Lineage: Eukaryota; Fungi; Basidiomycota; Agaricomycetes; Polyporales; Fomitopsidaceae
Product: Rhodanese-like protein
Exons: 6
Coding region: 57-1202 (381 amino acids)
Biological process (GO): transsulfuration
Cellular component (GO): mitochondrion
Molecular function (GO): thiosulfate-cyanide sulfurtransferase activity
Source: RefSeq, a predicted model, not a curated record